This is a messenger RNA of Ogataea angusta, 1641 nucleotides long. RefSeq lists its product as uncharacterized. The record is from RefSeq and is a predicted model, not a curated record. NCBI's taxonomy places the organism in Eukaryota, Fungi, Ascomycota, Pichiomycetes, Pichiales, Pichiaceae. Gene Ontology annotation, molecular function: ATP binding; protein serine/threonine kinase activity. Bases 1 to 1641 code for a protein of 546 amino acids. The transcript has a single exon. Gene Ontology annotation, biological process: intracellular monoatomic cation homeostasis; intracellular signal transduction; protein phosphorylation.
AUGGCUGCCUCAGGAACCACAGAAAGACACCCCAACUCGGCGAUUUUCAAGCUGGGCAAGAUUCUAGGGAUCUCCAAUAACAAGAGCGCGUCAGGAACAGAGUCGCCGUCACCUGCUACCAGCUCAAAUGCGUCCCUGAGCUCUAGUCCCUCAUCCCCCACGUUACAGGCGAAGGGUGCUUCAGAUCUGAACUACAAGGAGGCCAAGCUCCAUUCGAACUCGACGUCCUCUUUGGCCAGCGCCAAUGUGGGCAACAGUGCACGCAAAGCCAGAAGUCCGGGCCAGAGCUCCUCGCAGGUUGCAGGAAAUAUUGUCCCGAUAAGCCUAAAUUCGAGCGACGCUGUGCCUUUGUCGCGGUCUGGGUCGAUGGCGUCUAAACCUCCCCAAGUGGCCCGUUUCCUGAUGCGCGAGGACGGAACCCACGAGCACCAUCUUCGAAACACCAAGCGACAGGAGAAAUUGGGCCAGAUGGUGAAGGAUUGGCUCGGAGCCAAGAAAUUAAGAAAUUCUGCCGUUUCAGCCAUUCCCAAUAUAUUGUCCUCCUCGAACUUGGCUGCGCUCGACAACGAGGCUAAGGCCAGGGUGGACGCAGCAACUAACAAGAACCUGCCUCCAACACUGCUGUCUGGUCUCUUGAACCAGGUGAAGCGAGGCGAUAUCACCCAGUUCUCUGGGCCUCACAACGCCAUCCAGCAGCCUAGCACCGCCAUGAGUGUGAAUAUGAAGCCUGAAGCGGCGGACGAUCGUCUGUUUGUGGAAAAAUACGGCGAAUGCCAAGAAGUGAUUGGCCGCGGUGCAUUUGGAGUGGUGCGUGUGGCCCAUAAAAAAGUGGUCAAGGAUGGUUCUGACGGAAUUACCGAAAUUCUUUACGCAGUCAAAGAGUUUAGAAGACGUCCUAAUGAAAGCGACAAACGCUACUCCAAAAGACUGACGAGCGAGUUCUGUAUAUCCUCGUCGUUGAAGCAUCUGAACAUCAUAUCGACCAUCGACCUGUUGAAAGAUGCAAAGAGCGAUUAUUGCGAGGUCAUGGAGUAUUGUUCGGGAGGCGACCUGUACUCCCUGAUUGUGACGGCAGGAAGGCUGGAGUACGCGGAGGCAGACUGUUUUUUCAAACAGCUGGUCCGGGGCCUCAAUUAUAUGCACAAGAUGGGUGUUGCUCACCGGGAUCUGAAACCAGAAAAUUUGCUACUCACGUCAGAAGGAACGCUGAAAAUCACCGAUUUCGGUAACGCCGAGUGCUUCAAAAUGGCGUGGGAGGACGAAGUGCAACUGAGUCAUGGAAUCUGCGGCUCCUCGCCAUAUAUCGCGCCCGAGGAGUACACGCAGAAGGAGUUCGACCCGAGACCCAUAGAUGUCUGGGCGUGCGGCGUGAUAUACAUGGCCAUGCGCACCGGUCGGCAGCUUUGGAAGCUGGCCAACGCGGAAGACGAGUUCUUCACCACUUACCUGCAGAAAAGGAAGGACGCCAAAGGCUACGAACCGAUCGAGGGUCUCAAACGUGCGAGAUGCAGGAACGUUAUAUACUCUGUGCUAGAUCCCCUGCCGCAGAGAAGAAUCACGUGUGCCCAGAUACUGAACAGCGAGUGGGUGCGGGAGAUCAAAGUUUGCAAGGCUGGCGACUGCGGAAAAAGAGUCGAGUAG